This is a messenger RNA of Drechmeria coniospora, 1560 nucleotides long. RefSeq lists its product as uncharacterized. The transcript has 9 exons. Gene Ontology annotation, cellular component: cytoplasm. Lineage: Eukaryota; Fungi; Ascomycota; Sordariomycetes; Hypocreales; Ophiocordycipitaceae. The record is from RefSeq and is a predicted model, not a curated record. The coding region runs from base 1 to 1560 and encodes 519 amino acids. Gene Ontology annotation, biological process: DNA-templated transcription. Gene Ontology annotation, molecular function: aldehyde-lyase activity; nucleic acid binding.
AUGUUCUUCCUGUAUAACAUGGAGCGCAGAGUGACGCUGCAUCCCUCCUACUUCGGGCGCAACAUGCAAGAGCUCGUCACGAGCAAGCUGCUAAAAGACGUCGAGGGCACCUGCGCCGGCAGCUACUACAUCAUCUCCAUCAUGGACACCUUCGACAUCUCCGAGGGUCGCAUCCUUCCGGGGAACGGGCUCGCCGAGUUUACCGUCGGAUACCGAGCCGUCGUCUGGCGCCCCUUCAAAGGCGAAACGGUUGACGCCGUCGUCUACUCGAUCAACCCCCAGGGUUUCUUCGCCCAAGCCGGUCCCCUGCGGCUCUUUGUGUCGGCACACCUGAUUCCAAGCGACAUCAAAUGGGAUCCGAACGCGACCCCUCCUCAGUUCACCAACAACGAAGACACCGUCAUCGAGCCUGGCACCCACGUACGCGUCAAGAUUAUUGGAACGAGAACCGAGGUCGGCGAGAUGUGGGCCAUUGGAAGCAUCAAGGAGGACUACCUUGGGUUCGUUCUCCACGGCGCCGGAACGCCAUGGCCUUUUCCCCCCGCUGACGCGCGACUUUUGCAGAUGCCUCCAGGACUGAUGGAUCCCAACAUCACGGCGUCAGGACUGGCUACCUUGGAUUUUGAGUUCUGCGUCAUUGGAUGGAGGCUCCCCACCAUCGCCUGGCUGGGUGAGGCCUAUCUGCACAAGAUUGCGUCAGGCUUCCUACCGCGAAUAGGAUUCGGCAUUGCGACGGCAAGGAGAAUGACGAUGCAGGCGUCCAAUCGACUCAAGACGGCCUUUGCCCAGGGCAGGCAGUCCAUGGGCAUGUGGCAGAUGCUACCCGGAGCCAACAUCUCGAGGCUGCUGGCGAGAUCCGGCGUGGAUUGGGUCAUGGUGGAUUGCGAGCAUGGCAAUAUCGACGACGGAGCUAUGCACGAUGCCAUCCCAGCCAUUGCCGCACUCGGCGUCUCUCCCAUCGUCAGGAUCCCGGACAUGCAGUCCUGGAUGGUGAAGCGUGCCUUGGACGCCGGGGCCCAUGGAGUGCUUGUACCCCUGCUACGUACGGUAGAGGAAGCUAGGGAGAUUGUCCAGGCGGCCAAGUUCCCUCCGAUGGGUCGUCGAGGCUACGGCUCGCCCUUUAGCACCGAGCGCUUCAAGCCCAUGCCCACCUUCACCGAGUACUUGCAGCAGGCCAAUGAUGCGCUCUUGACCAUGGUCCAGAUCGAGACGAAGGAGGCUCUCCAGUCUGUCAAUGAGAUUGCCGCCGUCGAUGGCGUUGACGUCCUGUUCAUCGGGCCCUUUGAUCUCGGAAACAGCAUCGGAAAUCCCAUCCUCGAUGGCGUCGUGCCCCGAGAGCUCAAGGACGCCAUCGCCAACAUUCUUGCGGCGUGCCGCCGGUCAGGCAAGAAGUGCGGCAUGUACGCGACGAGUGGCGAGGAGGCCAAGACGCUGGCGGAUCAGGGAUUCGACAUGAUCAGCGUCGCGGCCGACUACACGGCUCUCGAAUUUGUCCUGAAGCAGCAGUUGAGCGCAGCCAAGGGCGGUGCCGUGCUGUCCAAGACUGGGUCGUCGUACUAG